AUGCGGUGGUUGCUGAAGGCGUGGGGUCGGCCGCGAGGAACCGCCUUUGGGCGGGAUUAUUCGUGGCAGCCCCGAGGGGGGCUCCGGCGUUCGACAGGGCUUCAGAAGUACCAGGCCUUGUUUCCAUGGGAACAAGAACCCUCCACAGGGGGCGGGGACAUUCUAGGCAGAAGGCGCGGGAAAGCGCUCGUGCCCGGCCGGUGGAAGCACGCAAAGGGAGCUGAGGGAGAACCCAGCUUUCUGGGCAUAGUCGAAAACUUCUGCGACCGGGCGGAGCGCGUGAUUGAAAAGGAGCUCGUGAGGCGGCUUCGCGCUCCCAAGGACGAGAAGGAACGAGUGCUGCGGGUUCGCGGGGUCCUCGACGCAAUCCGGUGCUGCGGCCACGUCCUGGAGGUGGCCUUCCCGGUUCGUAGAGACAGGAUUCGAUAUAGCAAAUCAGUUGGCGCUGAUGAAGUAAAAGCUUUGGCUGCUUUGAUGACAUACAAGUGUGCAGUAGUAGAUGUUCCUUUUGGUGGGUCAAAGGCUGGUGUGACUAUUGAGCCAAGGAAUUAUUCAGAAAAUGAACUGGAGCAAAUAACAAAAAAGUUCACAUUGGAAUUGGCCAAGAAAGGUUUUAUAGGCCCUGGAAUUGAUGUAGCUGCCCCUGAUAUAAACACAGGAGAAAGGGAGAUGUCCUGGAUUGCUGAUACAUACGCCUGUACACUUGGACACAAGGAUAUCAACUCAUAUGCCUGUGUAACUGGGAAACCCAUAAGUCAGGGAGGAAUCCAUGGGCGUAUGUCAGCCACAGGCCGUGGAAUUCUAUAUGGAAUUGAAAACUACAUCAACAAUGCAAAAUAUAUGGAUCUUAUUGGCCUCAAAACUGGUUUCUCUGGGAAAACAUUUGUUUUGCAG
Molecule: messenger RNA, 894 nt
Organism: Protobothrops mucrosquamatus (brown spotted pit viper)
Lineage: Eukaryota; Metazoa; Chordata; Lepidosauria; Squamata; Viperidae
Product: glutamate dehydrogenase 2, mitochondrial-like
Exons: 6
Biological process (GO): L-glutamate catabolic process
Cellular component (GO): mitochondrion
Molecular function (GO): L-glutamate dehydrogenase (NAD+) activity
Source: RefSeq, a predicted model, not a curated record